Aspergillus bombycis is the source of this 237-nucleotide messenger RNA. RefSeq names its product putative small nuclear ribonucleoprotein SmG. Gene Ontology annotation, molecular function: RNA binding. Gene Ontology annotation, biological process: spliceosomal snRNP assembly; mRNA splicing, via spliceosome. Lineage: Eukaryota; Fungi; Ascomycota; Eurotiomycetes; Eurotiales; Aspergillaceae. The transcript is spliced from 5 exons. The record is from RefSeq and is a predicted model, not a curated record. Gene Ontology annotation, cellular component: precatalytic spliceosome; U12-type spliceosomal complex; U4 snRNP. Bases 1 to 237 code for a protein of 78 amino acids.
AUGCCUCAAGCUCAGCCCGAGUUGAAGAAGUACAUGGAAAAGCGGGUAUUUUGCCAACUGAACGGCAACCGCAAAGUCAUUGGUAUCCUGAGAGGUUACGAUGUUUUCAUGAACAUCGUGCUUGACGAGGCUUUCGAAGAGAAGCAGGGCGGAGAGAAGGUCGCAUGUGGCAUGGUGGUCAUUCGCGGUAACUCGGUCGUCAUGCUCGAGGCUUUGGAACGUAUAAGCGACAAAUAA